AUGGCAAGUGGGUUUUCAACGUCAUUCAUCUUCCGAGUUUCAAACUUGUGGAAGAGCUCCAAGGGACACCAAUUCAGGAGAGAAAAUGAGAGCACAAUUGAUUCAAUUUUGAAAGAAGAGGAGAUAGAAGUGGAGGUGAAUAGAAAGGGAUUGGAGAAUCAGAGUUUAUGGAGUCAAAUAAAGGAGAUUGUUGUGUUUACAGGACCUGCUACAGGGCUUUGGUUAUGUGGACCAUUAAUGAGUCUAAUUGAUACUGUGGUUAUUGGCCAAGGGAGUUAUAUUGAACUUGCUGCUUUAGGACCUGCGACGGUUUUAUGUGAUUAUAUGAGUUAUGCGUUCAUGUUCCUUUCAAUUGCCACUUCGAAUAUGGUUGCAACGUCCCUUGCGAGACGGCUCAAGGAGGUUUUUUGUGCAAUGUUGGAAAGUCUAAUGUUGUUGUGCAAGUGUAGUGGUUUGAGGCUUGAAGUAAUUGUGAGAGGACUCCAACAUUGGGCUGAUUGGCAGUUUAUAAAAGGGACUAUUUGCACGCAAAAACCAGCAAUAUGCAUGGUUCGGCUGUUGGCCAAUAUGCAUGGUUCAGCUGUUGGCCUAUAUUCGAGGCUUAGCGUGGCCUGCAGUUCUUGUAGGAUGGGUUGCUCAAAGUGCAAGGUGAAAUUCUCUAGGUCAUUGGUUUAUCCCAUGCUUUAUCUACUUGAUGAGCUAACAGUGUCUUAUCUUGGCAUGAAAGAUUCGUGGGGGCCUCUGAAGGCCUUGGCAGUUUCUAGUGUUGUAAAUGGUGUUGGUGAUGUAGUCCUAUGCAGCUUUUUAGGCUAUGGAAUUGCUGGUGCUGCAUGGGCCACAAUGGUGUCGCAGGUUAUUGCAGCUUAUAUGAUGAUAGAAGCUCUGAACAAAAAAGGAUAUAAUGCAUUUGGCAUCUCUCUUCCAACAGCUGACGAACUCCUGAAAGUAAUCGGGCUUGCUGCACCCGUGUUUGUGACAAUGAUGUCUAAGGUGGCUUUCUAUUCUCUCAUGAUAUAUUUUGCAACAUCUAUGGGCACACAUUCUGUGGCUGCUCAUCAGGUCAUGCUUCAAAUAAUGGGUAUGUGUACAGUAUUGGGUGAGCCUCUCUCUCAAACUGCACAAUCAUUUAUGCCUGAGUUGAUAUAUGGUGUUAACAGAAGUUUGGCAAAGGUGAAUUCUUCAGCCAUUGUAUUUUCAGCACCUGCAACUGCUUUAUCUGAAAUCCAGUCUUCUGAAAGGUCUAUUGAUGAAACAGGCUCGAAUGCUUCUAAAAUCACUUAUCACAAUUGGGGCUACAAUGGGAUUGCUGCUAGGGACCAUUGGUACAUUUGCUCCUUGGUUUUUCCCAAAUAUCUUUACCCACGAUCAGAAGGUCAUACAGGAGGUGCUGUUGUACUGGUGCUUGUUAGCAGCAGAGGAUAUGGUUUGCCUGGCUGCUGGUGUGCACUUGUAGGAUUUCAAUGGGCUCGUUUUUUCCUUUCUCUUCGGCGUCUUCUCUCCUCCAAUGGAAUACUUUACUCUGAGGACUUGAGCCGCUGUAAAAUGGAGAAGCUGAAAGCUGCAUAG
Dovyalis caffra is the source of this 1566-nucleotide messenger RNA. NCBI's taxonomy places the organism in Eukaryota, Viridiplantae, Streptophyta, Magnoliopsida, Malpighiales, Salicaceae. The record is from the annotation of a GenBank genome assembly.